This is a messenger RNA of Neoarthrinium moseri, 1296 nucleotides long. RefSeq lists its product as uncharacterized. Bases 1 to 1296 code for a protein of 431 amino acids. The transcript has 2 exons. Lineage: Eukaryota; Fungi; Ascomycota; Sordariomycetes; Amphisphaeriales; Apiosporaceae. The record is from RefSeq and is a predicted model, not a curated record.
AUGUUGCCUCAGCUUCUAAGUUACUCUGCUCUGGUAGCAGCAGCUUUUGCUGCCGUAGGCCAAGGAGCAAGCGUACCAUUAGAGCGCCGCCAGGGACAGAACACCCCUGCGACCAAUGCCUCGAUUCCCGUCAAGUCUCUGGGACAAUUGAGCCUCAGCAACGUAGGUUUCGCCGAAGUCAUCUCGCAGGGUGGAAAAGAUGCUCUGUUCGUGUCUUCCUUUGCGCUCCUUGGUGAUUCUGUCCACCGCAUCAACGACAUAUCGACCGUGGGUUCCGUCGGCAUAAACAAGUUAAAGGCUACUACAGUUCCAGGAAGCAUUACAUGGCCCAACGACAUUACCAUCGCUCCCAAGGCAGUCUUUGGCACUGAAGGUGUGCUAGUGGGAGGCGGCUUCCUCGUUCCUACCAAGACCAAUGGGGGCAUAUAUUUCUCGGCCAACAGCGGUAGCACCUCUGGAAGCUGGGUUCAGCUUAUUUCCCAGUCAGGCUGGUGGUACCAUCGAGUUAUCUUUGCAGAUAUGGAUGGUGAUGGUGUUCCCGAUAUGGUUUCUUGUCGAGCCAACAAGCCGCUGAUUGGUGCCACCAAGACAAUGCUCGUAAUCUUGAAGCCACAAAACCCGAACAAACCUCUCGGAACAUGGGUCGAGACCGAGAUCGGGGCUGGCUGUGAUGCCCUCUUUACUGUCGCCGACCUGGACGGCGAUGGAAUCCCAGAGGUCAUUGCCCCUUCGUACUUUACGGAGAAACUCAACAUCUACCACUCGAGCGCAUCAAAUGGGUUCGCUAACCCUAAAAACGUUAAGACUGUCACCAUUGACAGCACAAUCGGCGCUGCGUUCGAUGCUCAGUACGUUGACAUCAAUGGUGAUGGUAAGAAAGACCUCCUAGUCAGUAAUCACCAAGGAGAUGGCACCGGUGGAGUCUACGCCUACGAGAUCCCUGCGAACGUCACUAAUGCCAGAGGCUACACCCGUCACACGCUCGCUUCAGGCUUUCCUGUUACUCAGCGCGGUCUCAACCAGGCUGCCCCAGGGUCCCCAAGGGCUUUCUUCCCUACGCCAGCAACCAGCAAGGUCGGAAUCCCGUAUAUUGCGCUUGCUGGAGAUGCUGCUCAAAAGGCCUAUGUUCUUAUUCCGGGUUUGACUGCUUGGACUUAUAAGACCACAUAUCUUCACGACUGCGGUUGCACGGUCGGCCAAGUCAGUGUCGUUGACGUUGACGGCGAUGGCUAUAGUGAGGUCAUCAUCCCUUGCUACGAUGACGGCAAGUUGGCGGCGUAUACUUUCAAAUCAUAA